Messenger RNA from Tremella mesenterica DSM 1558, 972 nucleotides. RefSeq lists its product as uncharacterized. Bases 1 to 972 code for a protein of 323 amino acids. The record is from RefSeq and is a predicted model, not a curated record. The transcript is spliced from 3 exons. Lineage: Eukaryota; Fungi; Basidiomycota; Tremellomycetes; Tremellales; Tremellaceae.
AUGGCCCCUCCUACUCCCACCUCUAACCCUUUCGCCGCCAUGAGGAACUUUGGUGGUAUGGUGUCGUCUGCUCUUUCCUUCGGCGACAGGUCUCGCCAAGUCUCCUCCCUCGGCCUCGGCACCCUCUCUUUGGGGGAGCCGUCUGGCGAUGUCCCGCCUCCUCGCUCCGCUUCUCCUCCCGCCGGUCCUCCCGCUGGUUCUCCCUCUGCUUCUCCUCCUGCUGGUUCUCCCUCUGCCUCUCCUCCUCCUGGUUCUCGCUCCGCUUCCCCUCCUGCCGGUUCUCGCUCCGCUUCUCCUCCUGCUGGUUCCCGCUCGGCUUCUCCUCCUGCCGCCACCCCUCGCCGCAGGACGCCCGCCUUUCGUCGUGGAGACUCCCCGUCCUCCUCCGACCAGGAGCCGCUCAGUGGUUCAGAGUCGGACGAUCAGUCAGACUCCGAAGGAAAUGGGGGUGAUGAUGAUGAUGAGGAUGAUAGAAUCGUGUCGGAGGGUGAAAGCGAGUUAGAGGAACACUCGGAUGAUGAUAUGGUGGCGGUUAGUGUAGAGGACAACGAUGGUGAUAGUCCUGAGUUCGUUCGCGUUUCCCCCCCUGCCCAAAUCGUGGGCCAGAAACGACCUCGUGCCCUCUCCUCCUCUUCCUCUUCUUCUUCUUCUUCUUCCGGGGUUCUCCCCCCCGCCAACGCCAUCGCCGCCGCUGCCGCCGCCGCUGCCUCUGCUGCUGCUCGCCGCCCUGUUGCCGCUCCUGUCGCCGCCGCUGCUGCUGCUGCUCCCCUCUCUUCUCCCCGAGGGGAGCCUUCGCCCAAACGGGCGAAGAGGUCAUUGCGUGAAGAAGAGUAUUUGUGGAAUAAGUUGAAGUCUGAGCCUGGUCGUUGGGUGGCGGUUGGUGUCGAUGAGGCGUGCGAUCGGUGCUGGUCCCUCUGCUCCCCGGUUGUCCCUCUUCCACCCUCGUAUCUCCCUGGACGUCCGUAUUCCUGA